UUAUAACGGAAGUGACGUCAUCCUCCAGGCAUGAAAGUUUCCGGUCAGUGUUGUUAGCUCAAAGCUAAAGCUAAGCUUCGUGAAAAUGUCUAAACAAGGUGAAGGACUGAGAGCUUUGGUGAACGAGCGGCUGAAUGCGGCUGCUGAGGAGAUCUUUGCGCUGUUUGAAAGAACGAUAGCGGAGUAUGAGGAGGAACUGUGCCGCUACAGAGAGGAGAGCCAGAGGAAACAGGAGGCCCUGGACUCGGAUCUGAACCCGUGUGUCCUGCCGCUACGAGCGGGUCACCACACUCCCUGUCCUGUCCCCGGACUGAAGCAUGAGACAUGGGCGCCACAGAUUAAAGAGGAGCCAGAGGAAAACAACGUCAAACAGGAGGAAGAGCUGUUUCUAGAGUGUGUUCCAGAGUGCAGUGGUGUCAACACAAACACAGAAGAGUUCUCACUGAUAGAACACUUUGUAUUCCAAGAGAAAACCCAGGGAGAAGACAUCAGCAAAGAGUCACAUUUACACUCAGAGACUGAGGAAGAUACAGAGUACUCCUCAGACAAUGGUGAAGACUGGAGAGCUCCAUUCAGGUAUUCAGCUGCACAGAUGGACACAGAGCCUGAUGAAGAGAGUUACAACCAGAUCAGAGACAGAAGCACCACUGCACCAAACUCAAGUCUAUCCCCCAAACACAAAUCUGCAGCGGAGCCAAGUGGCACUGUGAACUAUGGAACAGCUGAGGGAGCAGAGGAGAAGAAACACCAGUGCGCCGUUUGUAAAAAGAGCUUUAAGACAAAACAGAGUUUUCAAAGACACCUUAGAAUUCACACAGGAGAAAGACCUUAUAGCUGUUCAGUAUGUAAUAAAGUAUUUACCCAAUCAUCUACUUACCACGCACAUAUGAGAAUACACACAGGAGAGAAACCAUUCAGCUGUUCAUUUUGUAAAAAGACAUUUUCCCGAAACACAAGUCUAGUUGCACACAGAAGAAUUCACACAGGAGAGCGGCCUUACAGCUGUCCAUUCUGUGAGCGAGCUUUCUUCACCAGUUCUGAUCGAGAUAAACAUCAGAGAAUACACACUGGGGAAAAACCUUACAGCUGUUCAACCUGCAACAAAACCUUUGCUUUAAAGGGUACUCUGCAAGGCCACAUGAAAACCCAUACAGAGGAGCGACAUUACAGAUGUUCUGUUUGUAAGCAAGAUUUUGGAGAUGAGUCAGAACUCAAGAAGCACAUAAUAAAACACUUAGAUGAGAGACCUUUCAGCUGUUCAGUGUGUAAGAAAGUAUUUACCCAAUCAUCUACUUACCGUUCACAUAUGAGAAUACACACAGGAGAGAAACCAUUCAGCUGUUCAAUUUGUAUGAAAACAUUUGCCCGAAACACAAGUCUAGUUAUACAUAGAAGGACUCACACAGGAGAGCGGCCUUAUGGCUGUCCAUUCUGUGAGAAAGCAUUUCUCACCAGCUCUGAUCUAGAUAGACAUAAGAGAAUACACACUGGGGAAAAACCUUACAGCUGUUCAACCUGCGACAAACCCUUUACUACAAAGGAUGCUCUGAAAAGCCACAUGAGAACUCACACUGGAGUGACCUUACAGCGGUUCAGUCUGUAGCAAAGACUGUAAACUAAGUGCUCGCCUUAGUGGACAUAUGAAAACAAUAGCAAACAAACCUCAGCACAACAGAAUGUGAUUCAAACUUGAACUCUACACAAAAUGAAUUGCACUAAUAAUACAUCCAAUGGAAAAACAAAUAUGUCAAUAGGAACACUACUUUACGUACUACUUUUAUGAACUAUUUUGAGUGUUUCAGGAAUUUCAUGAUUUUUUUUUUGUGUGUGAAAAUGCACACACACACACAUUUCAUUUACUGAUAUGGUCCAACAUAAAACAAUAAUAAUAGUAAAUAUUAACUAUGAUGAUUAAUUAUGGUGAAAAGGUUCAGGUGCUAUCUGACCUGCCCACUCCUAAGGAGCCUAUGUACAGGUCCUGGAGAGAAACUGUUUUGUAAGUUUGUAAAGCAAUAAUUUAUUCUUUGUUUAAUUUACAGAAAUCAAUGCUACAAAUGAUAUAAUUUGUAAUUGGAAUAAAAUAAUCUAAGGGAAUAAAAGACAAAUUAUGCUAUGUUAUGAUGCUGAUAUUGUUCCUGACAAUGAAUAAAAGACAAAUUAUGCUAUGUUAUGAUGCUGAUAUUGUUCCUGACAAUGAGAUUCCUCAAAGUGUGACUGAACUCAACCUUGAAACUUUCAUUACACUAAAUAAACUAAAAUAAGA
Periophthalmus magnuspinnatus is the source of this 2263-nucleotide messenger RNA. RefSeq names its product zinc finger protein 883-like. Gene Ontology annotation, cellular component: nucleus. The coding region runs from base 86 to 1603 and encodes 505 amino acids. The record is from RefSeq and is a predicted model, not a curated record. The transcript is spliced from 2 exons. NCBI's taxonomy places the organism in Eukaryota, Metazoa, Chordata, Actinopteri, Gobiiformes, Gobiidae.